This is a messenger RNA of Ziziphus jujuba (common jujube), 1361 nucleotides long. RefSeq lists its product as uncharacterized. The record is from RefSeq and is a predicted model, not a curated record. The transcript is spliced from 2 exons. Bases 115 to 1131 code for a protein of 338 amino acids. Lineage: Eukaryota; Viridiplantae; Streptophyta; Magnoliopsida; Rosales; Rhamnaceae.
AUAGCCCAUGUGUGGUAUGUGUAUAAAUACUGAGAACUAAGACAGCCUCUUCAUCAUUUAGCAACAAAGCACCUUAGCACUACGAGCUUUUCCAAAUCCCAAUUUGUCAUCAAGAUGAAAAGUUUCUUUGCGCUUCUAGCCUUCUCUUCACUUUUUCUGUUCUCAAGCACCAUCACAGCAAGGAAAGAGCCUGUUGAAUAUGUGAAGACUGGUGUGGACCAAGUAGCCAAAGAUCUUUACGUUGAUCCGUCAUCACAUAUUCUUCUAUACCACGGAAACCAAAAUGGAAAGGACGUAGCCAAAGAUCAAUCUGUUGAUCCAUCAUCCAUCAUUCCCAUAUACCACGGAAAUAAAAAUGGUCUAUCUAUAGAUCCAUCAUCCAUUAUUCCCAUAUAUCACGAAAACCGAAAUGGCCAAUCAGUUGACCCAUUGUCCCUUAUUCCCAUAUACCUCGGAAAAAAAAAUGGCCUUUCUAUAGACGCAUCAUCCAUUAUUCCCAUAUACCAUGGACAGAAAAAUGGCUUUUCUGUAGAUCCAUCGUCCAUUAUUCCCAUAUAUGGAAACCAUAAUGCCAAAGAUCAUUCUGUUGAUCCAUCUUCGUUGAUUCCCAUUUAUCGCGGUAACCAAAAUGGACAAUCUGUCGAUCCAUCGUCCUUGAUUCCCAUUUAUCGUGAUAACCAAAAUGGACAAUCUGUUGAUCCAUUGUCCUUGGUUCUCCUUUACCGUGGUAACCAGCAAAAUGGACAAUCUAUUGAUCCAUCAUCCUUGAUUCCCUUUUACCGUGGCAACCAAAAUGGACAAUUUGUUGAUCCAUCGUCCUUGAUUCCCUUUUACCGUGGUAACCAAAAUGGACAAUCUGUCGAUCCAUCUUCCUUGAUUCCCUUUUACCGUGGUAACCAAAAUGGACAAUCUGUCGAUCCAUCGUCCUUGAUUCCCUUUUACCGUGGUAAACAGCAAAAUGGACAAUUUGUUGAUCCAUCAUCCUUGAUUCCCUUUUACCGUGGUAACCAAAAUGGACAAUCUGUUGAUCCAUCGUCCUUUAUUCCCUUAUACCGUGGUAACCAAAAUGGUGACCAAAACUUUAAGGCCAAUGAAGAAGGUGUUGCCAAAAGUGUUUCUACUGACCAGUAGAAGCAAAUGAUAAGGAAAAUCAAACUUCAAAGGAAAAUCCUAUCACGAAUACUCUAUUGUUAUAAUAAAAAAUAAAGGAUCGUAGUUUGAAGUUUGUAAAUGCCUUUAUAUGGCAAAUUGUAUUAGUCUAUGACCUCGAAUGAUGCAUCUUCCAUGUUUGUACUGUUGUUGUCUUCAUCGUCUAUGUAUGCUAUUUUGUAGUUAAAUAAACUUUUAUGGCUUGUUUUAUA